UAUUAUUAUUUCUCAUCAGUAUCACUACAAACACACUGUUUGGGUAAAACCUGAAUUAUAUAAGAGGCAUCCAAAAGGAAGGACAUUAUCAAAUAUUCUUAGAACUAGAAUUUUUUUUCUCUUUUUAUUUUCCAGAAAAUGUCCACUUAUGAUGAUGAAGAUAGUGAUAGUUCUCAGUACGAUAGUUCUCAGGAUGAAAGGCAGGAAAGGCAGGAAAGGCGGGAAAUGAAGGGAGAGGUUCACAGUCAUUUUGAGCAGACUAUUCGUCCAUACAUUGAUCUGAUUGACACUCUGCGGUCAGUUGGUGUGGAGAAGGACCUGGCAUUACCGACUAUUGUAGUGAUCGGAGACCAGAGUUCUGGAAAAAGCUCUGUGUUGGAAGCGCUUUCUGGAGUUGCAUUACCAAGGGGAAGCGGAAUUGUCACCAGAUGUCCAUUAGAGCUGAGGCUGAAGAAGGUAACAAGUGGAGUCAGCUGGAAAGCGGUUUUAACUUACCGUCCUAAAGAACAUUCAACAAAUGAGAGGAAAUUUGAAUUUGGAGAUCCUUCAAAAGUUGAACAACAUGUUACAGAAGCCCAGAAUGAACUGGCAGGAAAAGGGGUAGGAAUAUGUGAUGAGCUCAUCACAUUAGAGGUCAUGUCACCAGAUGUGUGUGACCUCACACUGAUCGAUCUACCUGGAAUUGCCAGAGUCCCAGUAAGAGGACAACCAGAGGAUAUUGGAAACCAGACCAAAAGUCUGAUCAUGCAAUUUAUUAAGAAGCCAGAAACUAUAAACCUGGUAGUUGUCCCUUGUAACACUGACAUUGCAACAACGGAAGCAUUAAAAAUGGCACAAGAAGUAGAUCCUAAGGGCAGAAGAACUCUCGCCAUUUUGACCAAGCCAGACCUCAUAGACAAGGGAACAGAGAAGAACAUUCUGGACAUUGUCCACAACAAAGUGAUUCCUCUCCGCAAAGGUUACGUCAUGGUGAAGUGUAGAGGACAAAAGCAGAUCGAUGAGAAAAUUCCUCUGGAGGAGGCAGCUCAAAUGGAGAGAGAUUUCUUCCAAAAUCAUGACCAUUUCAGAUGCCUCUUGAAUGAGGAUAGAGCAACUAUCAAAUGUCUUGCCAUCAGUCUGACUAAGCGUCUCGUUAAUCAUAUCAAAAAAUCACUGCCACAGCUCAAUGAGCAGACAACAAAGCUGUUGUGGGACGUGAAAAAUGAGCUCAAAGAGUGUGAGGGUGGACCACCAAAUGACCCUAAGGGGGCCAAACAAUUCCUCACUGAAACCUUAAAAAGAUUCAGCGAUCAAAUCAAGUCCUUAUCAUCAGGAGAGUUGAUCAUUAAGGAGAAUUUGUUUGUCCAUCUUCGGGCUGAAUUCAAGAAGUGGAAUGAUCAUCUUAACCGUACAAAGACAUCUUUUAAAAAUGCGAAAGAGUUGAGCCAAAAAAACAGAGGGAGGGAACUGCUUGGCUUCAGCAACUACAAAGUGUUUGAAACAAUUCUGCAGAAACAUGUGGCCACACUUGAGGAGCCAGCCAGUGAAUUACUUCAUACCAUAAAAGACAUCAUCACCACACAUUUGACUGAAGUGGCGAUUCAGUGUUUUAGGAACUACUCUGUCCUUAUAAACAUCACUAAGGACAAAAUCAUCAACAUUCAGUCAAGUCAGCAAGAGAAAGCAGAGCAGAGGAUCUCAGAGCUGUUAGAGAUGGAAAACAUGAUCUACACUCAAGAUCCCAUCUACUUGAGGAUCUUAAGUGAAAUUACAAAUGAGAGGUUUUCAGAGGACCAGUUACCAGUCUUUGACAAAAAAAUGAAGUACAGUCAUAUGCUGGAGGCGUAUUAUGAGAUUGUGGUGCAGCGGAUGGCUGACCAACUGCCCAUGAUGAUCACUUUUUUCAUGCUGAAGCAGACUGCCCACCUCCUGUCUACUGACAUGUUGAGUUUACUGGACGGGGCAGAUGUGAGCGAGCUCCUGUCUGAGGCCACUGAAGUUGGUACAAGACGCAGAGACCUACAUGCCCGUCUGGACCGUUUGACUGCAGCUCAGAAAGCACUUAAUGAUUUUAUUUGAGGGACCUACUGACUUGUCACAUCUGUUUAAGGUUUUUCAUGUCAUGUGAUUCCUUAAUCUCCUCAUUUGUUCUUUAACGACGACUAGCAUCCAUAGGUGCAUUACCAAAACCUUCUGCUCCAGAACAGAGUUUAGAUUCUGUUCAUCAGCCCUGUCUCCCUAAUAAAUUCAAAGAAAGCUUUACUGUUUAUCUCACUUGACCAUUUUAUUAAAGCUUUAAUAUUUAAUUCCUGAGGUCUGUUUUUCCUCAUUUCUUCUAUCAUAUUGUUCCUUUCCUGCUCAUAUUUAGUACAUUCAGUAAUUGCAUGAUAUAGUCUCCUCAACCUGCCAUUGUUCACAAAAUCCAUUUGGAUGUUUUCCUAUUAUUUUGGGAGUGCUGUUUAAAUUGGAAUACCCUAAACUUAUUCUACUGUAAAUACAUUUUUUUCUUGAUUUACCUACAUAUCUUAUUUUUUAAUUUACUUUAUUAAUUAAGCUGUAAACCCCUUUCCCCACUGUUCCACUUUAUUGCUUUUAGUAUAUUAAUACUGUAUCCACAUUAUUCUGUUGCUUAAUUUCAGAUGAAUAGCUUCUCCUCAUGCAUUGUGGUCAUGUGUUUCCUUUGUUUGAUGUGUUAGGUUUUCAUUGGUUGAUUUUGUCAUAUGUUAAUCAGUUCUGUUUUGUCAUUUGUUCAUUGUCUUUAUCAUGCUCAGGUCUAUCUUGUUUGUCAUAGUCCAUGUGUAUAUAUAACCCUUUUGUUUCCAUAGUCCUUUUGUUAGCUUUGCUUUUUUCAUGUAACCACGUAUGUCAAGUUCAAGUCAUAGUCAAGCACUCUUGUUAAUGGCACUGUUUAGUUCAGUUUGUUUUGUAUUUGGUUUGGGUUUUGUUUAUUAAACUGCACUGUAAACCCUAAUAA
Molecule: messenger RNA, 2953 nt
Organism: Megalobrama amblycephala (Wuchang bream)
Lineage: Eukaryota; Metazoa; Chordata; Actinopteri; Cypriniformes; Xenocyprididae
Product: interferon-induced GTP-binding protein Mx-like
Exons: 14
Coding region: 139-2058 (639 amino acids)
Biological process (GO): defense response to virus
Cellular component (GO): microtubule; nucleus; membrane
Molecular function (GO): GTP binding; GTPase activity; microtubule binding
Source: RefSeq, a predicted model, not a curated record